AGCACCAUCACCAAGCAGCUCAUCAGUGAGCUAUCUAGAGGCGAGCGAGCGAGAGAUAAGAGGUACCUAGCUAGAAAGAACAAUGGCGGCGGGAGGCGGCGGUGGCAUCGCCGACGAGAAGGCGCCCGAGGCGUUCGGGCUGAGCCGGCACGUGGCGGAGGCGGAGAUGGAGGAGGAGCACGGCGGCGGUGCUGGUGGCGGCGUGAAGUCGAAGCUGUCCGGGCUGCUGUGGCACGGCGGGUCGGCGUACGACGCUUGGUUCAGCUGCGCCUCCAACCAGGUUGCUCAGGUGCUCCUGACGCUUCCCUACUCGUUCGCCCAGCUGGGCAUGCUGAGCGGCAUCCUGUUCCAGCUCUUCUACGGGCUGAUGGGCAGCUGGACGGCGUACCUGAUCAGCUUCCUGUACCUGGAGUACCGCACCCGUAAGGAGCGCGACAAGGUGGACUUCCGGAACCACGUGAUCCAGUGGUUCGAGGUGCUGGACGGGCUGCUGGGCCGGCACUGGCGCAACGCCGGCCUCGCCUUCAACUGCACCUUCCUCCUCUUCGGUUCGGUGAUCCAGCUCAUCGGCUGCGCCAGCAACAUCUACUACGUCAACGACCGGCUGGACAAGCGGACGUGGACCUACAUCUUCGGCGCCUGCUGCGCCACCACCGUCUUCAUCCCCUCCUUCCACAACUACCGGGUCUGGUCCUUCCUCGGGCUCGUCAUGACCACCUACACCGCCUGGUACAUCGCCGUCGCGUCGCUCCUCAACGGCCAGGUCGAGGGGGUCGCGCACUCGGGACCCACGAGGAUCGUCCUCUACUUCACCGGCGCCACCAACAUCCUCUACACCUUCGGCGGCCACGCCGUCACAGUGGAGAUCAUGCACGCGAUGUGGCGUCCGCAGAAGUUCAAGUCCAUCUACCUGCUGGCGACGGUGUACGUGCUGACGCUGACCCUGCCGUCCGCCGCCGCCGCGUACUGGGCCUUCGGCGACGCGCUGCUCACCCACUCCAACGCGCUAGCGCUGCUGCCGCGCACGCCCUUCCGCGACGCCGCCGUCGUGCUCAUGCUCAUCCACCAGUUCAUCACCUUCGGCUUCGCCUGCACCCCGCUCUACUUCGUCUGGGAGAAGCUCAUCGGCCUCCACGACUGCCGCAGCCUCUGCAAGCGCGCCGCCGCCAGGCUCCCCGUCGUCGUCCCCAUCUGGUUCCUCGCCAUCAUCUUCCCCUUCUUCGGGCCCAUCAACUCCGCCGUCGGGUCGCUGCUCGUCAGCUUCACCGUCUACAUCAUCCCGGCGCUGGCGCACAUGGUCACGUUCAGGUCCCCGCAGUCCAGGGAGAACGCGGUGGAGCGGCCGCCAAGGUUCGCCGGAGGGUGGACGGGCGCGUACGUGAUCAACUCCUUCGUGGUGGCCUGGGUGCUGGUGGUCGGUUUCGGCUUCGGCGGCUGGGCCAGCAUCACCAACUUCGUGCAGCAGGUCAACACCUUCGGCCUCUUCGCCAAGUGCUACCAGUGCCCGCCGCACCUCGCUGGCCCGCCGCCGCCGGCUCCAUUCGCGCCGCCGCCCAUGGCCCCGGCCCCCGCCAUGCCACCGGCGACGGCCUUCAACGCCACCGGGCUCUUCCCUGCGGUCCCAUCCCCGGCGCCGUCGCCGAUGAUGAACUUCUUCCUCCGCCACCACCACCACAGGCACCACGGCCGCCACGGCCUGUGAUCGAUAUGGCCGCCUCAAGUUAAGCCGGCAGAUUAGUAUGUACUCCGUUCGAGUUUGCUGUAGUUGUAGUGCUAUAGUUGUUGAUGAGCAGCAAGGUUCGAGGUAGCCGUAGUAAAAGGCCUUUGUUCUACUACUAAAUGCCACUCCCUUCAUGUUGAGAGAUAAAAGAGAGUCUGGGGCGGCUAAGUACCUAGCUUUGUACCGGUAGCAUGCAUGUCAAGCAGCAGAGAUGUGAUACGUUUGGAGUCUCUUGUCCUGUGCCGUGUCCUUGUGUGGAGCUGCUUUCGAGAAAGAAGCAGAAAAGAAAAGGAGAAAUGCAUGGAAUGUUGCUGGAGGCA
Molecule: messenger RNA, 2040 nt
Organism: Panicum hallii
Lineage: Eukaryota; Viridiplantae; Streptophyta; Magnoliopsida; Poales; Poaceae
Product: auxin transporter-like protein 3
Exons: 4
Coding region: 83-1702 (539 amino acids)
Cellular component (GO): plasma membrane
Source: RefSeq, a predicted model, not a curated record